Messenger RNA from Cherax quadricarinatus, 4819 nucleotides. The record is from RefSeq and is a predicted model, not a curated record. Lineage: Eukaryota; Metazoa; Arthropoda; Malacostraca; Decapoda; Parastacidae.
CGUGAUGACGUCACGGUCACGUGGUACAAAUGGAGAACAUAGAGGGUGCUCGCGGCCGCGGACACACACUGCCUCUCUCUAGCUACACGUGUGUGAUUUACCACUCCCAGUGUGUGAGCUAUCUCUAUGAGUAACCAAGGUUUUGGAUGAAUCCAGACUGGAUGAAUACAAUGGAGUUUAAUGACCCAGAGACUAUCUUAAAAUUUCUUGAGGCAAACUCAGAAAUAACUAGUGAAGAUAUUGCAGUUAAUGCGCAGGCUGGUUUUGAUAGUGAUUUCCCCAACACAACUGUGGAUUAUGAUGAUGAUGAUCACUCGGCAUCAACUGAAGCUCUCCUAGAUAGCCUUAUCAAGAGUGUAUGUGGUGUGCAGGCUCCUGCUUCAUCAACCAAAAAUGAAGCUGUAAAAGACAGUGAUAAAAAUGAUCUUUCAGAAUGUGAGGCAAAGGAAGCAGUCUCUGCUAAGGUUAACAAAGAGUCGCCAAAGCUUCCCUUCCAAUUAAGUGAUAGCAUGAAGAAAGGCCUGUCCAUGCUGACAUUUCCCUCAAAGAAGACUAACUCUCGCAAGAAAACCAUCACACCAUCCCGACCCACUUUAAAUUGUAGAAUUACAAUAGGCGAAGCCUUAGAAAAAGCACAGGAUGCAAGAAAAAGAAUAUCCAGUGAUAUUAAAGAAGCAGGCCAACUAGAGACUGUGAAGGGAAGCACUUUGUCAGAUGCUCCAACACCACAUCCACAUAUGGGUAGUUCUGUGCUAGAUGUUGCAGAACAGGCUGGGAGAAUUAAGAUUGAGCCAGAGGAGGAGUUGGAGCUUACAAGGAAGAUUGAUGCCAACGUAAAUGUCACAAAAGGGGAAAAAGAAAAUUGGAGCAAAACUACCAAAAUACCAGACCUGAGUGUACCAGCAUCUUCAUGUGAAAAUUUUCAUAAUGACCAGCAAGUUAACUUGGCUACCUCAAGCAUGGAAGGUAGGACAAUUAAAGUGUGUAUCGAGCAAAUAUUUUUUUGUUCCACUCGGUCUCCAUAUGAGUAUUUUUGUAUUUUCUGUACUCCAGACAUGGUAGAUAAUAUAGUAUAUCAAACAAAUUUGUAUGCCAAGCAAAAAAACAUAAAUAAUAACUUUGCAACAGAUUCUGAGGAGAUCAUGAGGUUCAUAGCAAAUGGUUCUGAGUCUAUUAAAUGGAAGAAGCUGCCCAGCAGUGUGAAUGCUGUCAGUAAGGCAUCAGGGGCAAGAAUACUGGCCGUUGGUUAUACUAACACACAAGAUAAGACUAGUCCAGAUACUAAAGAGUGCCAGACCGAUUCAAGUAUUGAGUUAAUAGAUGAGCUGAGGUUAUUCAAGGGCCCCAAAAAGCAAGAAGAUCAAAGAAAAACAUUUAUUAACAAGGUAAAUUCUGGUCCUAAUGAUCAUUUAAAGGUAACCUUAGCAGAUUAUAAAAGAUACUUUCGGAAUCCCGGUGAUUUAGAGAACAUCAGAGGUAAAAGACAGAGACUUUGUAUGUCACAGAAAUCAACUACCAUACAACGAAACUCGAAUAACCAUCAUACCCAAAGGCAGCAAAUAGACAAUAACUUAGAAGAAAGUGCUCUUGAUCAAGAAUUUGACAAUUCUCAUGAAACGUCUACAGAAUAUGCACAUCAGGACAGAACAAAGCAAACCACAGAAUCAGCAGAGAGUUCUAAAGAUAUAAUGCCAGUAGUGAUGCAUAAUGACUUGGUUGAUGUGAAGAGUGAACUCAUCUCUAGGACUUUAUCUGAAGAUCUGCACACUGUUGGGGAACCCAUUAUCCCUAAGAAAGGCAGGAGGCCAUUUAGUCGUAGAAGACCCAUUAGCAAACUAUCCAGCAAUUUUAUAUACAAAGAUACAGAUUUUUAUUAUAUGUGUGAAUCAUGUGAUGCAAGUUUCCUUUCCAAGGCAGAGUUGAGUGAGCAUAUGUUCUUUCACAGACUUAAGUCACGGAGUCGCAGAGGGGAGAAGAGAGGUGCCUCUAGUACAGCAGAGGAAGAGAGGAAAAGUGCGUUAAAAAGGCUAAAAAUAGAAGAACUUGAAAGUAAUGAAGUUGCAACUAUUAAUGUUGGGGGAUUUGAAAGGUUCAAAUGCCCCAUGUGUAGAGGGCACUUUGCAUCAAUCACAGAUUUAAAUAGGCACAGAACCCAAGCUCACAAAGGAUUUGAUACAGAUGAGUCACUUGAUGUAAAUAUGCCAGUUCGGAGCACUGAGGUUUUCCAGUGCGCCUACUGUGAAAAACUGUAUCGCCGUGAACGAGAAUUACGAAGGCAUCUUAAGCAUGAUUGUAUUAGUGCUCCUAAACACCUAAAAACAAAACUAGAAAAUGGUGUAACUCUUUCUUAUUUAGAAAACACUGGAGAUGGGCCUCACUAUAGAAUAAUUAAAAAAAGUCCUGAUGAAAAUUCUGCAGGUGACCCACUUCCUUCAAAACCUUCCAACAAAGUAACUCACAAGGGACCUAUUACCUGUAAAUAUUGUCUUAUGGUAACAAGGAGAGAAGCAGAAAUGAAACGGCACGUGUGGAAGUAUUGUAUGAAAAUACCAAAGAACAUUGUCAAACAGUUCAAAGAAGGUGCAACAUUAGAAGAGCUUGGUUUCUUGUAUAGCCAUAAUAAACUGGAGUCAUCAGACAGUGUGUCUCAGUCUGAUAACUUACCAGUCACUGAAAGUGAAAAAACUAAUAUUUCCUCAGAUGAGCCACAGAUAGCUACACCUAAGGUAGCUACACCUCAGAUAGCUAAAUCUCAGAUAGCUACAUCCGAGGUAGCUAUACCUCCAAUAACUACACCUCUGAUAACUACUCAAACAGCUACAUACGCUGCUUCACCUCAAGGCGAUACAUCAGAGAUAGCUACACCAAAGGUAGCUACAUCACAGAUGGGUGUUUCUCAGGUAUCUAAUUCUCAAGCUGCUGUUCCUGUAUCGAGCUCAUUAUUUCCAUUUCCUUUGUCAAUGAUGCAAUUACAGUUUUCUAAAUCAAAGGAGCCUUUGGUCUGCUCUUAUUGUGGUUUGUGGUAUUUCCGAGAAGCUGCAAUUUUGAAGCACAUGAAGGAGCGAUGCAUCAAGAUUCCUCCUUUUGAAAAAGAGAUUCUGAUUAGUGGAGCUCAUCUUUGUAAUGUACCUCAAGAUAAUGAAGUCCCAGCAAGUGAAUCUCUUCAACUUUGCAGGGCAAUCUACAAAAAAGUUGAAGUUCUUGAUCAUCAUCUGAAUUCAGAGAAUAUGAACACUAUAUCUAAUGGUACUUCAGUGUUAAGUCAUGAUUUGAGGGUCAGUAAUGAGGCACAAAGAGAAGAGUCUUCUAUGGCAGUCAAUAAAGUAAAAGUUCCUCUAGAGAUAAGAAAAACUACGAAACAGAGUAGGGGCUUGGCCAAUAGAAAAGGUACAAAAUGCCGUAGGUGUCAUGAAAAUUUCAAAUCUCCCGAAGCAGUUCUUGCACAUAGUAGUGUACACCAUGGACCUAAGAAUGGCUUUUAUAAGUGCAAAUUAUGCCAGAUAAGGAUGCCAAAAUAUAAACAACUCAGAGAGCAUGUAUGGGAGCAUACAGAAGAGACACCAUAUAGGUGCCAUGUGUGUGAGGUCAAGUUUCGAUCAAGUGAAAUUCUAAUAGAACAUCUCCAUGAAGAACAUAACUUUAACUUAAUAAAAGAGAGAAACCUUUAUAAAUGGUUACCGACACGAAAUGGCAGAUACAGGGAAAUUAAACCCAUAGCUAAAGAUAAUUGUGAGGAAAGUUUGGAAGAUUUAGAUACUAAUUUGGAUAACCUAGCUGAAGUUAUGGUGAUCACAGAUAAUGAUAUUUGGACAGGUAGAAAUGAAACUCAAAAAUCUUUAGGCAUUGAAAAGGUUGGUGACAAAAAGUUGACUGAAAAUGAUCAGAAAGAAGUAAUUGAAAGUAAUCAAUCUGGAAAGGUAGAAAGUAGCACCCUUAUAAACCAGUCCUCUUUGUCUGAAGGAAAUACUGUUUUAAAUGCAAAAGAACUGGAUCAUAUUGCUGAUAAAGGUACCAAAACUAAGCAGUCCAGCAUACAUGUAAACGAUUCAUUGCCUCCAAAAGAAAUCCUUGAAGAGGAGGACGUGAAUCAUCACACAGUAGAAAAAGACCAUGCUAAAACAGGACAAAGACUUAUGCAUUUUAAGGAAGAAACUGUGUGCAUAGCUGUUGCUGAACCAGAAAAAAAAUUAACAGGGGGAAAUGAUAAGAAUGAAAAAUUGGAACAAAGCUCUACAACAAACAAAAGCAAGAAUACUUCUGCAGGUACAGAAAUUAAAGAGAACUUAAAUUUGGCAGUAAAGAGUGACAAGAAUAAAGAAGGUAAUACACACACAGGAAAGGAAAAUGUAAAUAUAAAAAAGGAGAGUUUGAAGGCAGGACGGUGUGCUAAUGAAGGAAAGGAAAUGGAAAAUGUAGACAAGGCAAUAAUAGAAAAACAAAAAUCCAAUGAGACACAAAAGUUCCAUCGGUUAACAAGCAUGGUAAAUGAAGAUGAACUUUGUGAUGAUGGUUAUGCAGAGAAUGGUGAAGGUCUUCUGUCAAAUGUUGGGAAUCUUGAGAGUGUUGUAGAAACCGUUCAUCUUACUGAUAAUUACCUCUCUUGAGGUUUCCCUUAAAUUAUACUGUUGUAUAUAUACUGUAAAAGCUGACAAUUUCCUAUUAUGUGACAGUUUUUAUCUUCACUAUAAUUAGUGGAACAGAUUAUAGUUAUAUAAUUUGUUUCUAUACCAUGGACAUUAACAUAUUGUAAUUUAUAUUUUAAAAUUUGAUCUGACAUGUAAGAAACAUUUGUACAUAAUUUACAGAUACCAGUACAGUA